Heterostelium album PN500 is the source of this 555-nucleotide messenger RNA. RefSeq names its product GTP-binding protein Rheb-like (gene rheb). Gene Ontology annotation, biological process: small GTPase-mediated signal transduction. Gene Ontology annotation, molecular function: GDP binding; GTP binding; GTPase activity. The record is from RefSeq and is a predicted model, not a curated record. Bases 1 to 555 code for a protein of 184 amino acids. The transcript has 5 exons. Lineage: Eukaryota; Evosea; Eumycetozoa; Acytosteliales; Acytosteliaceae. Gene Ontology annotation, cellular component: plasma membrane.
AUGGCACCACAAACAAAGAGAAAGAUAUGUGUUAUGGGUUUCAGAGCUGUUGGCAAAUCAACUAUUACUAUUCAGUAUGUUGAUAAGCAUUGCCCGGAUACUUAUAAUCCAACGAUUGAAAAUACCUUUCAGAAAGUAAUAAAGCUAGGGAGCCGUGAAUACUCUACUGAAAUUAUAGAUACUGCUGGUCAGGAUGAAUAUUCGAUUUUACAAAAGCAAUAUUCAGUUGGUAUACAUGGAUAUAUUUUAGUGUAUAGCGUGACAUCUGCCUCUUCAUUAGAGGUUGUAAAAGUUUUAAAUGACAAGAUUUUGAAUGCUUUGGGUACAGAGAAGAUCCCAAGGGUUUUGGUUGGAAAUAAAUCGGAUUUAGAAGGUGAAAGACAAAUUAGUAAAGAGGAAGCACAGAGUCUAGCUAACAAGUGGGAAUGUGCAUUUUGCGAGUGCUCUGGAAAGAACAAUGUUAAUGUCGAAGAGGUGUUUAAACUGAUGUUACAAGAGAUCGAUAAAAGUCAGCAACCAGAGCAACAACAAAACUCUGGUUUAACAAUUAAAUAA